Molecule: messenger RNA, 588 nt
Organism: Parnassius apollo (apollo)
Lineage: Eukaryota; Metazoa; Arthropoda; Insecta; Lepidoptera; Papilionidae
Source: the annotation of a GenBank genome assembly
AUGGAUGCACAGUCACAACGUGUAGCUAGAUGGUUGGAAGAGACGGACGAAGAGGAGGAGAAUGAUUUGGAGGACCUGCCGAGUAGCGAAGAUGAAGAAGAUUGUUGUUUAGAAGAAAGACACGAUUCUGAGUCGGAGCAAGAAAGCGAUGUAGGGGAACAGAUAAUCCCAGAUACUCCAUCUGUAUUGCAGCCGUUAUCAGAGUCAAGCUCAGACGAGGAUGUUCCAUUGGCCAAUUUAAGGAUUUACAAAUCUAAGUCAGGUCUUGAAUGGCAGGCCACACCAUACAGAACUAGCGUCCGAUCCCAAGCGUCGAACAUUCGUAGUCGUAUUUGUGGCCCCAAAAAUGACGCUUCAGCUUGCAAAACUCCAAUCUCUUGUUUUGAAUUAUAUUUUAAUGAGGAGACAAUAGAUAUUAUUACAAGAUGUACAAAUAUAUAUAUCGACAAAAUAAAAACAAAAUACCAAAGACAAAGAGAUGCCAAGAAUACAGACUAUACUGAAAUCAGGGCAAUGAUUGGGAUGUUACUCAUGAUGGGUGUAGAAAAAAAGUGGUCGAAGAAUACUGAAAGAUUUUUGGGACAAUAG